AUGGACCACAAAAUCGAAGCAGAGCUGGGUCCGCUCCUCGUCAUCUGCUACACGAACCAUGCCUUGAACCAGUUUCUGAGGCACCUCCUCGAUGUUGGAAUUCACAAGAUUAUUCGAACUGGUGGCCAGAGUCGCGCCGAGGAGCUCGGAGGCAAGAACCUCCGGGUCGUGAACAGGGCCAUCGCCAAGACCACCGUCGAAAACCGCAUUCUGGGUCAGAGUUAUUCAUACCUUGAAGAGUGUUUCGAAGUUGCCGAAGCCCGCCUGAAGCCCCUCCACGACGCUCGCAGGGCUCGACUCAGCUGGGACAGCCUCCGACGCUUCUUGCAGCGGCACUACCCAAUCAUCGCGGGUCAGUUCCAAGCUCAAGAUGAGGAUGAUUUAGUCCUGGUUGGCGGCGACACUGGUAAGGAACCUGUUGAUGACCCCGACCUCAACGUGGCAGAGCUGGCACUCUGGGCUGAGCAGAACAUCAACUCCCUCACGCACAGAGAGCGGUUUGAGCCCAUUGAGGAAGCCGAAGACUCUCGAGAACGGAUUCAUGGCAUCUACGACGAUGUCAACCGUCGGGCUCUGUUACAAGCCGAUGUCCUAGGCGUCACAACCACGGGGCUGGCUCAAAAUAUCAAGAUGUUGCGCUGUCUUGGACUCAAAAUCAUUAUCUGCGAGGAGGCAGCUGAAGUGAUGGAGCCUCAUGUCAUAUCUGCCCUCAUGCCUGGGGUUGAGCACUUCAUCCAGAUCGGCGACCACCGACAUCUUCGGCCGCAGAUCCAAACUUACCUAAACUUCAGCUUGGAAACGCCUGUCGGAUGCGCGUAUCAACUUGACCGCAGUCAAUUUGAGCGCCGUGCCGUGGGCGAACCGAAUCUUCCGCCGCUGCCGGUGGCACAGCUCAACCUCAUCCGAAGGGUGUACCCGAAUCUUGAGGAUCAUGACUGUGUCGAGAACCUUCCAUCGGUUGUGGGGAUGCGAGACAACCUCUUCUGGCUUACACACAACCACCCCGAAGACUCGAGAGACGAUGGUUUCCAAGUCACGUCACACAGCAACCUGUGGGAGGUCGACAUGGCAGCGGCGUUGAUCCGGCACCUGGUCUUCCUUAGCGACCGCAAUUUGGACACACUCGCAAAGGAAGAGUCGCGGUCGAAGCCCGAGGAAGAACAGACGGCUGCUGCGGGGCUCAGGAAGGCCGUUGAGAAGAAACAACUUCUGCAGACCAUCCGCCUGGCGACCGUUGACAACUUUCAGGGCGAGGUGGCCAAGGUCAUCAUUGUGUCCUUGGUUCGCAGCAACAACAAUCGCAAAGUUGACUUCCUCCGCACCGAGAACCGCAUCAACGUGCUGGUCAGCCGGGCUCAACACGGAAUGUACCUCACUGGGAACACAAAGACUUACAGAACUGAGAGGAACGCCGUGGGAACGUCCAUCGCCCUGCUGUGUCCCCGUCACCCAGAUACACCGCUUCUCUGUUCCGAGCUUGAGGACUUCACCAUCAAGAGCCCCGACGGCGGCUGCACCCUCAUCUGCGACAAGAGGCUUGAGCCCUGCGGCCACAGGUGUCCGGCACGGUGCCACUCCCGGCGCCUUCACGAUGCGUUCAACUGCUUGCAACCCUGUCCCAGGAUUCGUUCGGCGUGUCAGCACCCGUGCCCAAAGCUCUGUGGUCAGGAACGCGGGCCAUGCACUGCUCAGGUCGACGGCGUCAAGUUGCCCUGUAACCAUGUCCAUGACAAGGUGGAGUGCCACAGUACGUCGCUGUCGUCCGCGAUUCAGUGUUCUCGACAAGUCGAGAAAAAGGUACCAGGGUGUGUGCACACUGUCGCUGUGCCAUGCUAUCAGGAUGUUACGUCCAAGUUCUUCCGCUGCCCAGCCCUAUGUACCGAGGAUCUCAACUGUGGACAUCAGUGUCCGGGCACUUGCGGACGAUGCAGAGCGCAAGAUGACCAAGGCAAAAUCAGCUUCCAGCAUCAACAGUGCAACACCACGUGCGGGCGGCCGUACGGAGCCUGCGAUCACCGUUGUUCAAAGCCCUGUCAUGAGGGAACUGGAUGCGCGAUUUGUUCAAAGAGGUGUGAGGUCGAAUGCCCUCAGUCUCGCUGCCACCAAGAAUGCCAGAAACCCUGCACGCCCUGCAUUAAAUCGUGCACCUGGGCUUGCGAACACCAAGGGGCCUGCUCAUUGCAAUGCGCGGCGCCAUGCAACCGUCUGCCCUGCAACAAACGAUGUACACUCCAGCUGAGAUGCGGCCACCAGCGUCCGAGUUCUGCGGAGAGGAGUGUCCACAAGACGUACCUCAUGAAGUUCAAGACGUACGGCAAAAUCGACCUAAACGACACUCCCAUAGCUGUUCUUGGAUGUGGCCACUUCUUUACUGGCGAGACCCUCGACGGUCUGGUUGGAUUGAACAGCGUUUAUAUUACCGACAAGCUCGGCAACUACACCGGUCUUCAGGAGCUUUCCGGAGAGUUGACUUCCAUUCCCGCUUGGCCGGACUGCCGGGUGCCAAUCCGCCAGUUUGCCACCAAACGCUGCAACCGCGUUGUCAACAAGACUGUCCUCGACGCGACCUCAAAGAGAUUCUUGGUUGGAGGACGUGAGAAGUUGGCUGAACUCGAGAAGCAGGUAGCAGAAGUCGAGGAACAACUUUCCUCUUCCAGAGAGUCCACAGCUUCGGAGCUGCUGGGCACGACGGCUGCACUCCACCAGCUCGCCAAGAAGCUGGAUAGGGAGACGGGAAGGCUGCGAAAGGAGAUGAACGCAGAGCAUCAACAGACGAAGAAGCUCUUUGACGCAGUCAGGAGCUUCCAACGGCCAAUGCUUCGAGACACUUUCACCCUCCUCUCCGAGUGCAAAGGCACACUGACGCCUUCACACGUCCCGGGAGGACCACCAGACAAGCGCAGUGCUCGUUUCCUCCGGCAGUGCAAAGCCCUCAUUGCUGGUGCCACCGAGGCCAAACUCCCCCGCCUCGUCAUCCCCACCAUUCUCUCGUACGCCCGCAUCGCCCAACUCGAGGGAUGGUACCGCAAACAGCAGACGAAAGAAGAGGACACGACCGAAAUCGCACGCCGUCUCCUGGUAGACGCAGUGGCAAUGUGUGACAGCUUCCCGAGUGGGCAGGACUACCACAGCGAGGUGGACGACACCGUGCGUUUGUUCGAAGGGCCGAGGUACGAGACCGUCACGUCACAGGAGGUCACGGCCAUCAAGUCGGCCAUGGUUUCGGGCCCAGGCGGGAUCGCGACUCACUCGGCGCAUUGGUAUAAAUUUCGCAAUGACCAUCAGUUCGCCAUCGGGGAGUGUGGCAUGCAGCUCGCGAGAUGUCUUGAAUGUGGGGAGACCAUCGGAGGCCUGGACCCUGAGGCGAUGGAUAGAACACAGAGGGAGCUGCAGAUGGAGAUGGCUUGA
Molecule: messenger RNA, 3408 nt
Organism: Parathielavia appendiculata
Lineage: Eukaryota; Fungi; Ascomycota; Sordariomycetes; Sordariales; Chaetomiaceae
Exons: 12
Coding region: 1-3408 (1135 amino acids)
Biological process (GO): regulatory ncRNA-mediated heterochromatin formation
Cellular component (GO): nuclear RNA-directed RNA polymerase complex; nucleus
Molecular function (GO): zinc ion binding; helicase activity
Source: RefSeq, a predicted model, not a curated record